Messenger RNA from Iphiclides podalirius (scarce swallowtail), 225 nucleotides. NCBI's taxonomy places the organism in Eukaryota, Metazoa, Arthropoda, Insecta, Lepidoptera, Papilionidae. The record is from the annotation of a GenBank genome assembly.
AUGGGGCAUUAUGCCAUAGCGGGUCAGCAUUGCACGUUGGAACUGCCAACCUGCGGUGUCCUUGGGGACGUGACUGGCGUGCUGAUGCAGACCGGCCCAGGGCGAGAGCAGACGGGGCCGGCUGUCGAAACUGCAGUUAUUUCAUUCCGUCCGAGGCGCGAAGAUGUCAUCGGAACGGUUACAUCGUUUGAGCGUGUUACGACUACAUACGUGAUUUAUGUUACG